Molecule: messenger RNA, 1764 nt
Organism: Boeremia exigua
Lineage: Eukaryota; Fungi; Ascomycota; Dothideomycetes; Pleosporales; Didymellaceae
Product: cell differentiation family, Rcd1-like-domain-containing protein
Exons: 4
Coding region: 237-1379 (380 amino acids)
Biological process (GO): mRNA catabolic process; negative regulation of translation
Cellular component (GO): CCR4-NOT core complex; CCR4-NOT complex; P-body
Source: RefSeq, a predicted model, not a curated record
CUGGACGGCGCCGAUCCGUAAAAGCUCGAGCUCCCGCGCCGCCAAGAAUCAACGUGGGGGAUCGCGAACCUCAUCGCUCUGGUACCGACUGAACUCUCACCCACAAUCUGCGCCGUUCACCGCCUUCCAGCCACCACCGCAGGCAUCAGCGAGCUUCACCGGUCUAUUACUUCUAUCGAUCCAGAGCAUCCGUUCCCAACACCAAACCCACCCAAAACCGCCGACCACAGCGACAGAUGCAGCAAAUGCAACACCUCUUCACGCAGCAGCAGCACUACCCGGGCGAGUGGUCACAGGGCCACCACCAGCACCCCAACCACCAUGUAGCGCAGCACGGCCAGCUCCAGGCGCAGGCGCAGGCUGCGCAAGCCCAAGCGCAAGCUGCUGCCGCCGCAGCCGCCGCCGCGCAAGCCCAGCAGCAGCACUACCAGAGGAUCGCGGGCAACAACGGGACGGCUGUCCCUGGUAACGGCAUCGUGCCCCGCGGCCCCGCGAACGACAUGCAAGCCAACAGCGAGAUCGGCAUGACGGAAGAGAACAGGCGCGUGCUUGACUGGAUCGCGCAGCUUAUGAAGCCCGCGACGCGCGAGUCGGCCCUGCUGGAGCUGAGCAAGAAGCGCGAGCAGGUGCCCGAGCUUGCAUUGAUCCUCUGGCACUCCUUCGGCGUCAUGGCAUCCCUUCUUCAAGAGAUCAUCUCCGUUUACCCGCUGCUGAAUCCGUCGCAGCUGACGGCUGCCGCUUCAAAUCGCGUGUGCAAUGCGCUUGCACUCCUCCAAUGCGUGGCCUCCCACACUGAGACCCGUGGCCUCUUCCUGAGCGCCCACAUCCCGCUUUUCCUCUAUCCCUUCCUCAACACUACGUCCAAGUCGCGUCCUUUCGAGUACCUCCGCCUGACUUCCCUCGGCGUGAUUGGUGCCCUCGUCAAGAACGACUCUUCUGAAGUCAUCAACUUCCUUCUCACUACCGAGAUCAUUCCCCUUUGCCUCCGUAUUAUGGAGACAGGUUCGGAGCUCAGCAAGACUGUGGCUAUCUUCAUUGUGCAGAAGAUUCUGCUCGACGACAUUGGUCUGGCAUACAUCUGCCAGACUUACGAGCGCUUCUACGCGGUUGGCACUGUUCUGAGCAACAUGGUCAACCAGCUUGUUGAGCAGCAGACGGUCCGUCUUCUGAAGCAUGUUGUGCGCUGCUUCCUUCGUCUGAGUGACAACGCCCGCGCUCGCGAGGCUCUACGCCAGUGCCUUCCCGAGCCACUCAGAGAUGCGACCUUCUCGUCAGUCCUCCGUGAUGAUGCGGCGACCAAGCGCUGUCUUGCCCAGCUCCUGAUCAACCUUUCUGAUAACGUCGUUGAUGCGGCCAACAACCAGCAGCUGAUGCACUGAAGCGCUCUCCGAGCCUAGGUGGCAGCUAGCACACACUUCCGGUUCAGCACGAUAUCCUCACUUCGAUCUUUGUGUAAUUUAUGGGCUUCGGCCUUUGACUUCAUUCAGCGCGGCGGCAUGCAUAGGGGCCGGUUCGGGUAUCUAUCACUUUAACCAGGAUAUGGUAUGGUACUGGCGUUGGGAUCUUUCCGAUGCGAUACCCGUGGGGACAGUUGACGACGUGUCUCUGCAGCAUCUUAUCAUCUUUAUGGGACGACUGUCAUGGCGAGGAGUUUCGGGCAUUGCACGGCGUGGUAUUUUGGUUCGUAUUAUGGGGGACAAAAGCUAUAUGUAUAAUAUUUGGACAGCUACGGUUAGCUGGAGCAAUAUAUGACAUGCUUCAUCA